This is a messenger RNA of Bipolaris sorokiniana ND90Pr, 2822 nucleotides long. RefSeq lists its product as uncharacterized. Gene Ontology annotation, cellular component: glycerol-3-phosphate dehydrogenase (FAD) complex; mitochondrion. Gene Ontology annotation, biological process: glycerol-3-phosphate metabolic process. The coding region runs from base 285 to 2453 and encodes 722 amino acids. NCBI's taxonomy places the organism in Eukaryota, Fungi, Ascomycota, Dothideomycetes, Pleosporales, Pleosporaceae. The transcript has 5 exons. Gene Ontology annotation, molecular function: glycerol-3-phosphate dehydrogenase (quinone) activity. The record is from RefSeq and is a predicted model, not a curated record.
CACGCUUUCGUCAUCCCAAGCGGCGGAUGCGCUUCAGACUUUUGAAGCUCCACUGUUCCUGUCUGCCACCUUUCCUCCACGACAGAUCCUCCCCCGGAAAAAUAUCAAUCCAUCAACUCCAUGCUCACCAUGCAAUUCUAAACACUUCCCGAGAUAUGUGAAGGCUUGAGCCUCAGCACGUCUUACUAGUAUUAUUUUUUGAACACACAUUUGUAUAAUACUCCAACAGCGCCUGGAGCGGUUACGCCUCCAGAGACACUUGGAUCCGUCUACACAUCAUCACCAUGGCUGCCCGACGAGGAAGCCGUUUUAUCAAGCCAUUACUCUACACAGCGGGAGCUGGAGCAGUGGGCGCGGGAGCCCUCUAUGUCAGCCUCAGACCUCGCGAUAUCCCCGGCAGCGAAGCCGCCGCAGUUCCUCCACCCACCUACGGUGAGGGAGGCAUUUUCCGCCCACCACAAUUUCCCAGUGCCAAAAGCCGCGACGAACAGAUUGCACAGCUGAAGCGCAGCGCUGGUGUCGUCUCGCAGGUUGCUGAGAAGGCAAGGAGAUGGAUCGGUGGUAGCUCAACGCCUGAGAAAGUGGAGGAGGACCCAUACGACCUCCUGAUUAUCGGCGGUGGCGCAACAGGAGCAGGUAUUGCUCUUGACGCCGUUACAAGAGGCCUCAAGGUUGCGCUCGUCGAGCGUGACGACUUUAGCAGUGGUACGAGCAGUAAAAGUACCAAACUGGUACACGGCGGUGUACGAUAUCUUGAAAAGGCCGUUUGGAAUCUCGACUACAACCAAUACGCGCUUGUUGUCGAAGCUCUCCGCGAACGUCGUUACUUCUUGGAUACAGCACCCCAUCUCUCACAAUGGCUCCCUAUCAUGAUUCCCAUCCAGAAGUGGUGGCAAGCGCCUUACUUCUGGGCUGGCACCAAGUUCUAUGAUUUCCUCGCUGGAUCAGAGAACAUUGAGUCUUCCUACUACAUGACAAAGAGCAAGGCCUUGGACGUAUUCCCUAUGCUAAAGAAGGAGGGCCUUAUCGGGGCUCUGGUAUACUACGAUGGUGCACACAACGAUUCCCGCAUGAACGUCUCGCUUGCUAUGACUGCAGCACUUUAUGGCGCUACUGUUGUCAACCAUCUCGAAGUUACUGGCCUUGAGAAAGAUGCCAAUGGCCGUCUGUGCGGUGCAAAAGCAAAGGAUCUCAUUGAGGAGAGCAAUGGUAAGAAACCUCAAGAGUUCUCUAUCAAGGCCAAGGGUGUGAUCAACGCCACUGGUCCUUUCACUGAUUCUAUCCGCAAAAUGGACGACCAGGAGGUGCCAGAAAUCGUUGCUCCCAGCUCUGGUGUCCACGUCAUUCUCCCUGGUUACUACAGCCCUGCAAACAUGGGUCUCAUUGACCCCAACACUUCUGAUGGCCGUGUCGUCUUCUUCUUGCCAUGGCAAGGCAAUACGAUUGCCGGUACCACAGACACUGCUUGUGAUAUCAAGCAGAACCCCAUUGCUGGUGAAGAAGAGAUUGACUGGAUUCUCAACGAGGUCAAGCGUUACCUACAGCCUGAAAUCAACGUUCGCCGUGGUGAUGUCCUUGCUGCUUGGUCUGGUAUCCGUCCUUUGGUCCGCGACCCCAAGGCGAGUGCGACUGAAGGCCUUGUCCGCAACCACUUGGUCACCACCUCUCCCUCUGGCCUGUUGACUUGCUCGGGUGGAAAGUGGACGACUUACCGCCAGAUGGCCGAGGAGACCGUCGACGAGGCGAUCAAGGAAUUCGGCCUGGCAACAAAGCCAUUGGACAAUCCCACUCUUAUCAGCGGAACCCAGGUCAAGGACGAGGCUCCUCUCGAUGGUACCUGCCAGACCCACCGUGUCCGCCUCGUUGGUGCUCACGGUUUCUCCAAGACUCUCUUCAUCAACUUGAUCCAGCACUACGGCAUCGAGACCGAUGUAGCCAAGUACUUGUGCCAGGCCUAUGGUGACCGUGCCUGGACCGUUGCAUCUCUCUCAGCGCCCACUGAGCAGCGAUUCCCUGUCCGUGGAAUCAAGAUGUCCGAGCUUUAUCCGUACAUUGAUGGUGAGGUUCGCUACUGCGUCCGCCACGAGUACGCUCAGACUGCCACUGACGUAAUUGCCCGCCGCAUGCGUCUUGCCUUCCUGAACGCCCAAGCCGCUCUGGAGGCCCUUCCCAAGGUCAUUGAUAUUAUGGGCGAGGAGCUGAAGUGGGACAACAAGCGCAAGGAAGUUGAGUGGAACAAUGGUGUCACUUUCCUCGGCUCCAUGGGUCUUCCCAAGAGCAAGCUUUCUCUCACUCGUAAAGAGGUCGAGAGCGGUGCCGUAGGCAAAUAUGCCGAUGAGGAGCAUCACCUCUACGCACGACAUGAUAAACCCAGCGAGCCUCUCCCGUCCGACAGCAAGUUCAAGCCUGGCGAGAACCCCGUUGUCAAGCGCGAAUCUCAGGUUAACAAAUAAGUUCCUUGGCAUCUUCGACGUAUCCUUUCAACGAGACCUGUGAUAUCACAUUCGUACAUCGCUUCUAUAUUUUUAUCAUCCUAAUCGGCGUGCGCGGCGUACUUGAGUCGGCAUCCGUUUUGCUGGCGCUUGAUACCAUCCGUAUGACUGGCUUCCUUUUCCCGUCGCGCUCUGUACAUCAAUCAUGUAGCUAGACUAGCGCGUCGCCCGAAAGAAAUCAGUAAACAUUGUUUCGCUCUGGACGUCUUGGCUUUGUUGAAUAUAUGCACAUUUGAGUCACCAUUUUCUGUAGACGUGUUCACCGCCAGUACUGUAUUUAGUGUGCAGUGCUUGGAGGGCUCCACAUUAAGAUGCAAGAGUAAACCCACC